AUGAGCUUUACAUCACUGGGGCUGCCACCAUGGAUGGCUGAGUGUCUUAAGAAUAUUGCUAUAACAAAGCCAUCUGCAAUUCAGGAAGCAUGUAUUCCUCCGAUUCUGGACGGUCGUGAUUGCAUUGGUGGAGCCAAAACAGGUUCCGGUAAGACGAUUGCGUUUGCCGCACCCAUGAUCGCUAAGUGGGCAGAGGACCCAUUUGGUAUUUGUGGUGUUGUUCUUACUCCGACUCGCGAACUGGCAAUCCAAAUUGCUGAUCAGUUUGCAGCGUUAGGCUCUGGCGUUGGUAUUAAAACUUGUGUCGUUAUUGGCGGUGUAGAGAUGACAAAACAGUCGCGCGAUCUCAAGGAAAAACCACACUUUGUCAUUGCAACACCUGGCCGUCUUGCGGACGAAAUUCGAAGUAACGGUGAAGAAAUCCUGCCAGGUCUUCGUCGUGCGAAAUUUCUUGUGCUUGAUGAAGCUGACCGACUGCUGAGUUCGUCUAUGGCCGACGACCUGGCCACAUGCAUUGGCGCGUUGGCGCCUCCAGAAAAACGUCAAACGUUGUUAUUCACGGCUACAGUUACAGAUUCGGUACGUGCUCUUAAAAAUCAGGCUCCUAAGGCUGGUAAAAAGCCAGUGUUUGUUCAUGAGGUUGCUUCCGACGAAGUGGCCAUUCCAGCAACUUUGACACAAUCAUAUCUCUUUAUUCCUUCAUAUGUGCGCGACGCAUAUCUCUACAGCAUUUUGACACACGAGGAUAACACCUCAAAAUCUGCCAUUGUUUUUGUGAAUCGAACAGCAACAGCAGAGCAAGUUCGCCGAACACUGGAAAAAAUGGAAAUCAAGACGGUUUCUUUGCACUCUGAGAUGCCUCAGCGUGAGCGAAUAAACGCUCUGGCAAAGUUUCGCGCAGAGGUUGCGCGCGUGCUUGUUGCCACGGAUGUUGCAUCGCGUGGUUUGGAUAUCCCUGUUGUGGAGAUGGUUAUAAAUUUCGAGAUUCCAGCUGAUCCCGAUGACUACGUGCACCGAGUUGGUCGUACUGCGCGUGCAGGUCGACGUGGUGAGAGUAUUUCCCUGGUUAGUGAACAGGAUGUUACUUUGAUCCAGGGCAUUGAAGAGCGUGUGGGACAAAAGAUGGAGCAAUACGGUAAGAUUGAUGACGAUGAUGUGGUUAACAAUACGCUGCGGCCCGUGUCCAUGGCCAAACGAGAAGCUAUUAUGGAUAUGGAUCGCGAUGGUUUUGGCGAGCUGCGAAAGACUCGCGAAAAGAAGCGCCGACUUAAGGAAGCUGCUAGUGCAGCUGUCAAGAAUGAAAAAAAGAAGCACCGCAAGAAGAAAGGUAGCAGUUAA
Messenger RNA from Magnusiomyces paraingens, 1338 nucleotides. RefSeq lists its product as uncharacterized. Gene Ontology annotation, molecular function: ATP binding; nucleic acid binding; RNA helicase activity. Lineage: Eukaryota; Fungi; Ascomycota; Dipodascomycetes; Dipodascales; Dipodascaceae. The transcript has a single exon. The record is from RefSeq and is a predicted model, not a curated record. Bases 1 to 1338 code for a protein of 445 amino acids.